AUUUCGGGACUGGAGAGAACGGGGAAAACGAAACCUGUCUCAUCAGCAGCCUUGGACCACGGGGUGUGUUGAAGAACAAGAGUGGAUUUCUUUUUUUCCCAGGACUGGAAAGAAUAGAGAAAAAGGAAACUUAUUUAAUUGUCAGCUGUGCAUCUCUAGCACAAUCAAGAGUGCCUACCUAGGAGGAAGGACCCAAGGCUUCAGCUGCCCCUGGAGGCAACAGAGUGGGUGAGAUGAGCUCCAAGUGUUAGAGCAACAUCAUCGCGAGAGUUGGCAUUUGUCAGCAGCUGGACGUGCAUGUCUUUGCCGUGGAGCCUUUCACCCUGAGCAAAUCACUUGCAGUGGCUUAAAUGGUUCCUGAGCCCCCCGCCGUCUAUUAAACAGGGCAGGACCUUGCACUGUUACCACCAACUCUGACCAGAUUCGGGUUGUGUUUGGAACUUCUACUGGACCCCAUGGCAUUGUCUGGAACAGGCACGCUAGUGGCUUCCCUUGUCUGCAAGAUAACAGCUUCAACAGCUAUGGCCAAAGUUGGAGGUGCAGUCUCGGGUACCAUUCUAGCUGGCUCCCAGGGGCUCACCCUGUUAUACCAGACUGCCCUGGGCUCUGGAGCACCUGUGCUUGCAUCUGCAUUCGGGGCACUGAAGGCUGGAAGCAUCCUGUCAGGGGGCCCUGCCUAUGUCUUGGCUGUUUGUCCCACUGGAGCCAAGGCUGCUGUUGCUGUGCUUGGGGGAGCCAUGACCGUAGCUGCUGUGCCCCCCGUGCUGGGUGCUGUGGGCUUCACUGGGACAGGAAUUGCUGCCUCCUCUCUAGCAGCUAAGAUGAUGUCCUUGUCAGCUAUUGCUAAUGGGGGUGGAGUCGCGGCUGGUAGCCUGGUGGCCACUCUGCAGUCCGUGGGAGCUGCAGGACUUUCUCUGUCAUCUAAAGUCCUCUUAGGCUCUGCAGGAUCUGCCGUGGUGGCCAGUGUGAUGGGCAUCUCUCAGAGUUCCCGAUCUUCUCUCCUCGGAGAAGAGGACAUGAAAGGAGAGGGGACAGGUCACAGCUUGUCCAACCUAGAGAAUGGUCAGUUAACCUUAGGGGACAAUCUGCCCUCCUGGCAUCUACAGGACCUACCAUUGUGUCAGCAUAAUGGUAUCUCUGAGAGUUCUAUCCUUUCACUCUUCACAGAAGCAGACAGGGAAGCAGAGGAGACACCCCCAAGCUUCUCCCACACAGAGAGUGAUCAGUUAACCUCAGGGAAUGAUCUGUCCUCUUGGGAUCUGCAGGAUCUUGUCUUCUGUGUAGUGUAAUGGCAUCUGUGUGAGAUCGAGUUCUCUGUUUAGAGGACAGGGGAGUAGAGGUGACACCUCCCUGCUUGGUCAACCUAGAGAAUGAUCAGUCAACCCCAGGAGACGAUCUGCCAGUGUCAGAUGCCUAAUUGGAAAUAAGAAAUAAAACCAAGUUGUUGCCAGCCUUUUCCUUA
Microtus oregoni (creeping vole) is the source of this 1462-nucleotide messenger RNA. RefSeq names its product interferon alpha-inducible protein 27-like protein 2B. Bases 456 to 1289 code for a protein of 277 amino acids. The record is from RefSeq and is a predicted model, not a curated record. Lineage: Eukaryota; Metazoa; Chordata; Mammalia; Rodentia; Cricetidae. Gene Ontology annotation, cellular component: membrane; mitochondrion. Gene Ontology annotation, biological process: apoptotic signaling pathway. The transcript is spliced from 7 exons.